Rhipicephalus microplus (southern cattle tick) is the source of this 1400-nucleotide messenger RNA. RefSeq names its product fibroblast growth factor 1. Gene Ontology annotation, molecular function: growth factor activity. Lineage: Eukaryota; Metazoa; Arthropoda; Arachnida; Ixodida; Ixodidae. The record is from RefSeq and is a predicted model, not a curated record.
UUCAUUUUUGUGAAGUGGCUCACAUACUGAUGUUCAAGUGGGUCGUGUAAGAUUGCAAACUUUCAAAAGCAUCUUGAAACAGGUGUUAACUCGCGCUUAGGAAGUAACUCUCUGUCGUCAAGCACAUAUCUCGGUGUGAAAGGACGGAGGAGGACACAACUAAGGAGGCUGAACUGGCGCGCGAAGCUUCGGGCGAACCGUCGACGGGCGAUGCCACGGCAAGCGACGGCGUGCCCGAUGGCUCAUCGCGAGCGUGUGCCUCGCGCUGGUCCCCGUCUCGGCUGGUGGGCGAGGCGAGCGCCAUCUGGAGCAACAUGGCUCGCUUCCGACCCGCCUUUCUGGGCGGCCGGGACGACAACCUGCCCGACCACCUGGGGCCCGUCAAGCAGCUGUUUUGCCGCACGGGACACAACCUGGCCGUCUUCCCCGCCGGCACGGUGUACGGAACGCGGGAGGCGUACAACCGAUACGCUGCGGAAGGCGUUGAACUAGAGGAACGGCUCGAAGACGGCGAUGUCGAAGAGGACACGGAGCGCCUCGGUUUUGUCCAGGGCACACAAGAGAACUUCGCCAAAAACGCAAUCCUGGAGCUUCUUUCGCACGACAUUGGCCAAGUGCGAAUCCGUGGCGUCGAGACGGGACUGUUCGUCUGCAUGGACGCCGAAGGCAGAGUAUACGCCAAGAAGAACCGUAUGGACGAAGAGGGCAUCUUCUACGAGAUGUACGAGGGCGGCUACAACCUCUACCUGAGCAAGCUGAACAAGGACAAAGGCUGGUACCUGGGCAUCAAGAAGUCGGGCGUGCCCAAACCGGGACCACGGACGGCGCGCGGACAGAAGGCCGUCCAGUUCCUUCCCAGGGCAGCCAAGCCACGCUCCUAGUCCUUCCACUCCCGCAACCGUGGUGUUUCAACGACCGCUUGAGGUGCCCACAUCCCAAUGUCGAAUACCCCACCAAGAAAUUGAGAACAAGACAUAGCCUGGCACCAGCCACGCUGCUGCACGUGGAUCGAUGAGCGCAUGCGUGUGACACGUAGGUCAGUCGGAGUCGAAUGUGAUGAUGUGGGAUUCCGCGCGCGGGUGAAAUCGAACGCAAAAGAGGUGUCAGAGAUCGGUAGCAGUCACGGUUCACCGAGCUCAGAGGCUCUUACAGAAUGGACCAAGAAUGUGAACAGGCUACGUCAUUUAUUAUAUAGAGCACCAGAGAUUGGGUAAAACUUUGCCCCUUUAACUUUUAGACCAGCUGAAGCUGAAGACAAGAUAUGGUAGAAAGUUAGGUUGAAUGGCGACUGUGGAAUGAAUAGACAAAUAUUCUCGAUUGGCUGAUUGCAAGAAAUUACCUUCAAACAUCGUCAGUGAAGUUUUAGUGACUGCCUUUUUUUUUGCAGUUUCUCCCGUUUA